AUGCACAUCAGUGUACACUUAACCUGUUCGGUUCAUUGCUUUUUUUUUGCAGGAUCCACGGGACUACGUCUGAAAGAUUGUCUGGAUUAUUAUCGGACAAAUAUAGCACCAGCGCAAAAAACUUCACUUAUACAUCCAGGAGGAAGCGUGCCACGCGUAUUUUAUGGGAACGAAAUGCAGAAUGGGCGAAAUCUUCCAUCGCCACCAUCGAAUCUUUCAUGCAACCCCGAAAUGCCUGGCCAUUUGGGUUUGCUGCACGGAACUAUGCCUAAUCAGCCUAUUUCCGCCCCAUCGUCAAGCAUGUUCAAUCAGCCCUGUGGAGUUUCCGCUUCCGCAGCACCAGUAGCUCCCCAAUUAACGCAGGGGGUGAAUUAUGCUACGUUUGGACGCGCAGGAUGCAGCCCAAUGCAUCCGGAUCCUUUGAGUUUUUCCGGCCAACAGCACCAGCUUCAGCCCGGAAUUCCAUUACCGGUUAAUCGUCAGUCCCUGGAAAUCGCACCUAGUCAGUUUAAUUCCGUGCCGCAGUUGCCCAGCAUUUCUCCACAUCCACCACCAAUUAGUGGUACCACUCCUGGAGUUAUGUCCACUCUUUCACAGCCAAAUUUUUCGCAAAAUUCGCUCUACUCCGGAACUCCCCAAAAUUUUUUGGCUGCACCUUCCGCACAUCCAGCAGCAGCAACAACCACAGUCGGAGCAUUUCAACCAUCGCUUCUAGAAGCGCAACAACUUCCCACUGCCUCACAGUUCACAUUUGCUACAAAGCAACAAGGGCAAAUUGGGCAACAACAGCAACAGCCUGGAGUAGUUUCUCCCUCGAUGAGUACCACCUCUGCUCCGAUUCCCGCUCUGCCUCAGCAACAGCAGCAGCUAUCUUACAACACCUCCCCGUUCGCGCCUGUCAAAAUACAUUCUGAUAAUGCUGCCAGUGCCUUCUUGACAUCAGCUUCGUCUCCGGUUUUGGCACAACCGACGAUCCUACCACCACGCAUCAUUUUUGUGAGUUUGUAUUUUUUUUGA
This is a messenger RNA of Gongylonema pulchrum, 1017 nucleotides long. Lineage: Eukaryota; Metazoa; Nematoda; Chromadorea; Rhabditida; Gongylonematidae. The record is from the annotation of a GenBank genome assembly.